Molecule: messenger RNA, 795 nt
Organism: Aspergillus terreus NIH2624
Lineage: Eukaryota; Fungi; Ascomycota; Eurotiomycetes; Eurotiales; Aspergillaceae
Exons: 4
Coding region: 1-795 (264 amino acids)
Biological process (GO): carbohydrate metabolic process
Molecular function (GO): polygalacturonase activity
Source: RefSeq, a predicted model, not a curated record
AUGGAUCAGAAAGCAACCGAAUACAUCCAACUACCCCGGCCGGCCACACGCCAUCACGUUCAACGGCCUCACCAAUUCAGUCGUGCGAGGACUCAACUUCUUACGCAGCCAGAUGUGGAAGCAAACACGGACGGAGCUGACACGAUCCGCUCCUCGCACAUUACCUUCAAUAACUGGACUGUGUAUAACGGGGACGACAGCAUUUCCCUUAAAGGGAAUAGCACAGAUAUUACCAUCACCAACUCCCAUUUCUACAACGGCCUUGGUAUUGCGCUGGGCAGCAUCGGCCAGUACAAAGAUCAAUUCGAGACCAUUGAGCGGUUCACUGUGAAGAACAUCGACUACCAUAAUACCCUUCAUGCGGUCUAUUUCAAGACAUGGACAGAUGAUCAAAACGGAUAUCCCCCUAACGGCGGUGGCGGAGGUCUUGGAUAUGCUUCGGACAUGGUCUUCCAGAACCUCAGAGCCAGUGGCCUUCGCGGGUCUGCAAUCUCGAUUUCGCAGUGUACGCGAUUCAGCGGCGCCCCAGGAGAGGGUAACUGCACCAACUCGCAAUUCCAAAUUCGGGACAUCACGCUGGCCAACUUGACCGGCACAACCAAGGUCUCUAGUGUGGCCAGUUUCCAGUGUAGUGCUGUUGCUCCCUGCACCAACAUUGGGCUCUUUCAUACGGACCUGACGCUUUCGAAUGGAACGAUUGCCGGAGAGUACCUGUGUGGAAAUGUGGAGGAUCCCAGGGGCUUUGAAUGCACUGGCGCGCCCUGUGUUGGGGGGAGUGCUACGGGGGAGUGUUAG